This is a messenger RNA of Aspergillus calidoustus, 1384 nucleotides long. NCBI's taxonomy places the organism in Eukaryota, Fungi, Ascomycota, Eurotiomycetes, Eurotiales, Aspergillaceae. The record is from the annotation of a GenBank genome assembly.
GAUGGCCAGCCAAACUUUCUGCUCGGAGCUGUUGUUUAUCUAUCUGUAUGGUUUUGACCAUCAAUCCCCGCGUUGCCUGUCAACCACGGGUCCACCGAAGCUUACUUCCGACUGCUUUGUUCAACGACAGAUAGACAAUAUUUCCUGCUUAGCCCACCCAGUGCGACAUCCAGAACCUCAUGGCUUGCCAUUCCUCGAAGCGCCCACGGGAACUUGAAGAGAUUACGGCCUACAAUGAAGAUACAUCCAGAGAUACCAAGAAACACCGUCCUCUCCCUCUUCGCAGUUCCCCAAGGUCCAGCCAGCGACUGAAGAUUGCCGAGACUGUCAAGCCAAUCUUCUUUUCGGCGUUAACCCCAGUUGAUUCCUCGGAAGAUGAAGAUGUGUUCAGCAAGAGAUUUCGGACCGAGUUGGAUAAGGCAAACGCUCAGCAGCCCCAGAACUUUUAUGCUCCUAAGCAGGAACUCGAUGCCUCGAUGGAUAUAGAUACUUGCGAAGACAUUGAGGAUAUAGACCAAGACAACUUCAGUCCAUCACCGAUUGCUGGAUUCGACAACGGUAUUUCUCAGUCAUUACAUAACCCAUAUGACGUUACCUGCCAGCCCCCAAGUGCUGGAAAUAUCCCCCAGUUGCCCGGUGCGAGGGAUAGUCUCUCGAGGACAAAGUGUCUCUUCCAGAGUGAUGAUAGUCUCUGCCCAUCUGAGCUACUCCGGGGUACUGCCUGGCGCAGUCCACGUUUGCCGAGUCCAGUGAGCGACAACGGUGAUAUACGCGGCAAAGACGCCACUGGUGAUACGGAAAUGGCUGAUGAUAGGCCGUCUCAGCACUCUCCUCCGGUGAUGAAUUCAGCAGCCGCGGAAGCCGAGGCUGCUGAUAUGCGGAAACGACUAUCAUCCUUGGACCUACCAGAUCAGGGCAACGUGGAGCCUACUUCCAGUGUCAAAUCAACCAAAAAGCUGGCAUUUUCAAUGGGAUAUCGCUCUGACUGUGACAAGUGUCGGCGCAGAGUCCCUGGACAUUACAGCCAUAUCAUUAGAGGCUGAUGCCUAUUUUUCCUCCUUCUUAGCGCUUCGUUUCCGGAUUCAGCAAGAGGGUUCAUGUGCGCUUUAGGAUACAUAUCCUUACAUACAUGUUGUUAUGAUGGCAUGGCGUUAGCUCGGCGGCGGUUUUUUCUUACCUUUCUUAUUUUUUCUUCUUUAUGGUCAGAGGAGUCUCGGAGUUUGUAUACUGCCACGGAUAGAAAUACCCAAAAUCAGAAUCAGGGGGUCAAUAAUGCGAUAGAGCAUAUUGCUACCGAGAUAGAUACAAAACUACUCUAUAAACUUACAAAGUAGAUACAGCACAGUGACUUUGAAGGACGGACCCCGACGCCUUCCGACUACCG